UACUGCGAAGCACGUGUUAUAACGGAAUUUAUUGUCACGAAUACGUAAUUUGGCUGUGUAAAAAGCACGUGUGUGUUCGAAAAAACGGAAAUAUUUACAAAAUCACAAAAACUUCAUUUGCGAUUGCAACAAAUCAGCUGUUAAAGAGCCGCACAAGUGAGAGAGAGAAGCAGCGAAUUGGCUUCCAGUGCAAAGGCACUAACUAACAGUAUUUUUUAAAAGAGGCAAAAGCUAACAACAAACGACCACAAAAUGGCUAAAACAAGCGCCACGCAAACACAGCAAGGCCAACGAACCAAACAGUUAACAAAAUUAACAGUAUUCAUGUUUACAGUGCUAACAGUAUUAACACAAAUGCCUGCAAACAGUGCAGCGGCCGCCAUACAAGCCGUUCACAUGCACACCUCAGCCACCCCCGGCAACAACGUCCGACCAGCAGCAUUAGCAGCUAUAAACGCCGCCGAGGCGCUUAGCAAUCAACAAAGAGCCGUCUUUCAACAAUUACUCGACAGCACGGCAGGUGCGGCACAACACGGACGACGAAAGCGACUGCGCAAGCGCCACAACGACGAAAUGCACCUGAGCGGCUUAGCUAGUGUGACAAACGAUGCUGUGGCGCCACUUGAGUGGGUGAAUGCAUGCGGGUUUGUGCGGGAGGAAAAUGCCGAGCCGAGUAUACAGCAUAUGAUGGCCAAAGAGGAAGCAGUGCGAACGCUGAGAAAGGCGCUGCGUUCGGAGAAUACAACUAUAAAUGCACUACAUACGAUAAAUAUCACCGAUAUGGCCAGCUGGCGCAAGCAUAGUAGGAAAUAUAAAUUUCUGCCAACACUGAAUCGAACAGCCAAAAUCGAACUUCAUCACUGGCAUCGCGCCAUGCAGAAAUUUGUCGCCAGCUUCGCCGAACUGGGUGUGAAACAAUAUCGUUGGGAUCGUAAAAAUCUGCAAAUGGUCAGCGCCACCACACACGAACUGAACGCACUGUUGCUGAGCGCGCGGCGCAUACUCUGCGAAGUGGAAUCCGCCAUACAUGCUGUAAAUCCACAAGCGAAAAUACGCUCCGUUUCGCGCGCCGAAAUGCAAAAGAAGCUGAAUUUCUAUUCAAACGAUCAGGCACGUGUCGACAAGCAAGGUGUGGACGCGAAAGAUUUGCGCUUCGCCAAACAACGUUACAACAAAUACGUGCAACAUAUGUUGCAAAUAGUGCGUCGUCAAAUGCAGGCGACACGUAAGCGGGUGGGCAAUAGAGCAACAGCCAAGUCUGUAGCCAGCUACAGUGAUGAGAGCAACUACAGUCACUGGUUGGAUCUGGCCGAUUUGGAGGGCUACGACACCUCUGCGCAGGCGUCGUACGGCAUGAGCGACGAGUUGCCGUUGGCAGCGUGAGCGCAUAACACAUAAUGGUGUUAGUGUAUUAGUAGUGUAAUGAAUUUAUCCCAGUAUGUGCCAUUAAUAGUGUAACUAAAAGAAGCUAUGCCUACAGUAGCCUUUAUAAAGGCUGUUGAAAGCGCGUGUCGGCUCGGCUGUUGUAUUAUACCGAAAUAAGGACGUCCAAUACUUAAACAUACCACUAAGUUUAAUUAGUUUUAAGCGCACAAAUCCUAGUUAUAGGCUAGAGUUCCUCAAAGUAUGCAUCACAUUACUUAUUUAUUUAUUUAUUUAUUGCAUUCAUUUAGGCGUAUAAGCGCAUUUUACAUAAAACGAAAAAUAUUUAUUGAAAUCAUGCCCAGCCACCAUUUAGCAGCUAAGUUGUUCAUAUUUAUUGUUGUAAUUAAAUUUUUGUACACACUUAAUUUAUAAAUUAUGUAAGUAGUUAGCUCACUCAACCAAUUAUAGCAUUUUUUAACGCAAUGAUAUUAUGUACAUAUGUAUGUAUUAAAAUAAUUUUUUUGCUUGUGCUAAAUAGUUAGUGUGCGUUAAUGCCUACUGUGAUUAAUUAGCUGCUUAAUGUAAUAUUUAUUUAUUUUAAUACAUAGCUGUACAUACAUAAGUAGUUAGUUUUUUUCAA
Molecule: messenger RNA, 2005 nt
Organism: Bactrocera tryoni
Lineage: Eukaryota; Metazoa; Arthropoda; Insecta; Diptera; Tephritidae
Exons: 3
Coding region: 253-1383 (376 amino acids)
Biological process (GO): cell surface receptor signaling pathway via JAK-STAT; embryonic development via the syncytial blastoderm
Source: RefSeq, a predicted model, not a curated record